This is a messenger RNA of Mesorhabditis belari, 1815 nucleotides long. The record is from the annotation of a GenBank genome assembly. Lineage: Eukaryota; Metazoa; Nematoda; Chromadorea; Rhabditida; Rhabditidae.
AUGAUGCAGAACGGAGCAUUCUCCACUGUGGCCACCGAUGGACUACCUGCAUCGACCGCCCUGCAAUGGGCUCAAUUUCAGAGCAGCAAUCUGGUGGCCGAGGUCCAAGCACAACAAAACCGCGACAAUGGCUCCGGCUCGACGGUGGUUGAGAGUGCCGAGUCGGCCAUUGACCGACAAUUGAGAGUCUUGAUGAGUGGAGCAGCGGCAUCUGUAUCACAAAUGACCAACCCUACCUCACGGAAGCGAUCUCAAAACGGAAAUGUUCAGAGAGGAGAGUGGAUGGGUCGAACUGUCGAUUCCCCAAAAGAUCCACCACGCCCCCUGGAACCGGUUUUGGGAGCUCUAUUUUUUAAAAACUUCACUCAACCUUACGCUCAUUGUGAGAACUCCCUCCGCUCUUUGACUCAUAAUGAGAGUGAGAUGAGUGUUGACGAGCACCUCUCAUCAAUUCCUUCUCCACAACAUUGGAUUGAUCAAUUUCGAUAUACACAGGACCUAGCAAUGCUGGGUGGAAUGGCAGUAGGCGGAGUGGGGAAAGAUCCUUACAAAUUGGGUGGAGGACAACAAAAUGGAGGAGUAAAUGGACAGCAACAAGGAGUAACAUCAAUGAUUGUAUCGAAUACAUCAAAUGGACAACCACAAGGGACAACAUCUGUUGGAGGAUUGCCUCCCUGUCCACAACAGAUUAUCAUUAAUAGUGAUUUCCUCCGAUGUGAGGAGAAUGGUGGACGAGUUGGUGGUGGUGUUCGUGGUGGAUCAUCAUCUGGUGGCCCAUCAUCAUCAAGUUGUUCUCCUUCAUCAAGUGAUCACAAUCAUCACAUCUUGAGGCAUACAAGUAGCACGGAUUCGACUCUAGAUGUGGUGAACAGUAUGAUUAACAAUGCCCAGUUGAAGACUGAACCCCUCGAGGCUGCUUAUGGAUUACCGUCACUUAUUGGAAUGCCAAUGCAUUUGAAUCCCUACCAAAAUGCUCGCAAUUCUAUUGACGCUCCCCGAUCAAGCACUGGCAAUCCAGCAUCCGUGCAAGGUCGUCGCACGAGAAGCUCUACAGAUGGAAUGUUCAAAUGCCAGUUUUGCCCGAAGAAAUGGACAGACGAGUCAUUGUUGCAACAACACAUGGGUGAUUGCCGAAUGGUGAGAGUUCACGAGUGCGCACAAUGCGGGAAACGAUUCAAAGCUCGCGGAGGACUUCAACAACAUAUGAGAUCUCGAAUUCACUCAAAUGAUCGACCGUAUGCGUGCCAGUUUUGUGCAAAACGAUUCACACAAAAAAGUCACGUCGACCAACAUGAAAGGAUUCAUACAGGUGUGAAACCGUUUAUUUGUCAAUUUUGUGGUCGGGCCUUUCGACAACGAUCGCAACAAAUGGGACACGAGGCAACUCAUCAACAUUCGGGAAGUAGAGGACAUCGACGAAAUACAAACGAUGAUGAGGGCCAUCGUCAACAACAAUCAGUCAGCCUACAACAGCAACAGAGUCAUCAACAAGUACAAGUGCAGCAGCAGCCCCAACAAAAUCAACAACUCGAUUCCGUGUCGGCUUUGGAUUCAAUGCUUCACCAAUCACUUCCCUCAAUGGUUCAACAACAAACGAAUGGACUCCAGUUGGCACAACAAAAUACUUCUCCACCAACUUCAUCAGGCCCUCUAGCUGCUCCUCCACUCAACAAUCUUUUCGGUUUCCCCGCAAAUUGUGCCAAUAAUGCCAUGUCAUCACUUUUGGCUCUCAGUCAGAAUAUGUGCCCACCCCAACCGGGAGCCUAUGGUGGAAAUAUGAACAAUAUGGCUCUUGGAAUCAUCAAUUCAAUACAA